CCUUUUUCCAUCAACCUCGCCCCUUUUUUCCGUCUUUUUUUUUUUUGACAACAAUUAUGGCUGUCACCCAGAAGCUUACGCUUGGCAAGGUUACUCCUUCCACAAAGUCAUAUGCCAAUGCUCUCAAAUUGGCCUUGGCCGCCAAUGUCGCCGGUGUCAAACUCGACAUUCAAAGUGGCGAUGCCAUCGCUUUGACCGUUUCCUCUGAAUUAAGCCUGUCCGAUGCCAAUGUCAUUGUCAGAUACCUUUUGAAUGAAACAGCUUUCGACGCAUCCAAUACCACGGCUCUUUUACGCAGCUCCGCCAUUGAAAAGGAAGAAUCCACCCUCACGACCUUGAUUUACAAGAAAAAGACAGCUGAAGCAUUACAAAUUGCGGAAUCGAUUGCCGCUGCCUCUGAAUCGCAGCUCUUUAGCAGUUCUGACAAGCUGAAUGCGGUCGAUGUUAUCUAUGCUGGUGCGUUAUACGAGACACUCUCGGCUUCCACGGAUCUUUGUCAAUAUCCUACUUUGGCCAAAUGGUACGAAAAGGUUUCCAAAUCCCCUGCCGUCACCGCUGCCGUGGAAACUGUCCAAGCUCAGCUUUCCAGCAAAUCGUCCGGUAAAAAGAAGCAGGCUGCACCCAAGAAGGUGGCCGAAAAUGCUCCUCUGCCCGAAUUGAACCCGGCCACUCAAAAAGUGAAUGCCCAAGCCAUCUUGAAGAAGCAUGACAAGAACGAGAAAAAGGAACCCAAAGAAGGCGAACGCAACAUUUUGAUUACUUCGGCUCUUCCUUAUGUGAACAACAUUCCUCACUUGGGUAAUAUUGUGGGCUCGACUUUGAGUGCUGAUGUCUAUGCAAGAUAUUGCCGUGCUCGCGGUUACAAUGCCAUCUACAUCUGUGGUACUGAUGAAUACGGUACCGCCACGGAGACCAAGGCUUUGGAGGAAGGUGUGUCUUGCCAAGCCCUUUGUGACAAGUACAAUGCGAUCCACAACAAAGUAUACGAAUGGUUCGACAUCUCGUUUGAUCACUUUGGCAGAACGACCACUCAGCACCAAACUGAUAUCGCUCAGGACAUUUUCCGAAAAUCCUAUGCCAAUGACUACAUGUCCGAAGAUAUCAUUACUCAAUUGUACUGUGAACAGUGUGAGAGAUUCUUGGCCGAUCGUUACGUCGAGGGUAUCUGUCCCAAGUGUCAGUACGAGGAUGCUCGCGGUGACCAAUGUGAUGCUUGCGGUCAAUUGCUGAAUGCCAUCGAAUUGAUUAAGCCUCGUUGUAAAUUGGAUGGCAACUCGCCCAUCACUCGUGAGUCCAAGCAUCUUUUCUUGGACUUGAACAAGCUUCAAGGCCGCAUUGAACACUUCUUGGAAAAGUCCUCCACUGAAGGCAAGUGGAGCCCCAACGGCGUUCACAUUACGCAAUCGUGGUUGAAGGAAGGUUUGAGACCUCGUUGUAUUACCCGCGAUUUGAAAUGGGGUACUCCCGUCCCUCUCAAGGGUUACGAGAACAAGGUGUUCUAUGUGUGGUUCGAUGCACCCAUCGGUUAUCCCAGUAUCACCGCCAAUUAUACCGAUGCGUGGGAGAAGUGGUGGAAGAACCCCGACAAUGUCAAAUUGUAUCAGUUUAUGGGCAAGGAUAACGUGCCUUUCCACUCGGUCAUUUUCCCCGGUUUGGAAAUGUCGACCGGUGAUAACUGGACUCUUGCUCACCACAUCAGCACCACUGAAUAUCUCAACUACGAAGGCGGCAAGUUCUCAAAGUCGCGUAACAAUGGUGUGUUUGGUACGAAUGCUGAAGAAACGGGUAUUCCUCCAUCUGUGUGGCGUUACUACCUUUUGUCGUGUCGCCCUGAGUCCAGCGAUUCGAUGUUCACCUGGAACGAAUUCAUUACCAAGAACAACAGCGAGUUAUUGAACAACCUGGGUAACUUUGUGAAUCGUGCUAUCAAGUACAUCAUGGCCAAGUACGAUGGUGUGAUUCCCAAGGGCGAUUUGUCCGGUGAAUCCGAAGCGACUUUGGUCAAGGAUAUCAAUGAAUUGUUGGCUCAGUACAACGAUGCUUUGGAAAAUGUCAAGAUCCGAUCGGCUUUGUCGAUUGCCAUGGCCGUUUCCGCUCGUGGUAACCAGUACUUGCAAGAAUCUAAUCUGAGCAAUACCCUGUUCGCCGAACACCGUAGCAAGUGCGAUGCCGUUGUGGUCGCGGCUGUCAACUUGAUUUACCUUUUGUCAGCUCUCAUCUUCCCUUACAUGCCCGCUACCUCGGAUUCUAUCUCGCAACAGUUGAACGCUCCCUUGCGCAAGAUUCCUAACGAAUUCACCAUGGAUAUCUUGCCCGGUCACAAGCUGAAUGGCGCCGCCUAUCUGUUCACCAGAAUUGACGAAAAGAUGGAAGAAGUGUGGAAGAACAAGUAUGGUGGCAAAAAGAACUAACAAAAAGAAAAAAAAAUA
Radiomyces spectabilis is the source of this 2429-nucleotide messenger RNA. RefSeq names its product tRNA synthetases class I (M)-domain-containing protein. NCBI's taxonomy places the organism in Eukaryota, Fungi, Mucoromycota, Mucoromycetes, Mucorales, Radiomycetaceae. The transcript is spliced from 9 exons. The record is from RefSeq and is a predicted model, not a curated record. Gene Ontology annotation, molecular function: methionine-tRNA ligase activity; ATP binding. Gene Ontology annotation, cellular component: aminoacyl-tRNA synthetase multienzyme complex; cytosol. Gene Ontology annotation, biological process: methionyl-tRNA aminoacylation. The coding region runs from base 57 to 2411 and encodes 784 amino acids.